Paramecium pentaurelia is the source of this 1221-nucleotide messenger RNA. Lineage: Eukaryota; Ciliophora; Oligohymenophorea; Peniculida; Parameciidae. The record is from the annotation of a GenBank genome assembly.
AUGAAUCAAUUGAUUACUAUCCAUAUUGGAGGAGCAGGAUCUAAUAUUGGAUCAAAACUAUGGUAUAAUUUGUCCUAACAUCGUUAAGAAGAUCUCCCCUCAAUUUUUUAAGAAAAUUCUCUCUAAUCCUAUAAACCUCGAUCAAUUUUUAUAAAUACUAUAGAUGAUUAAGUUCCAAAAUAUGAUGAACCUAAUUUUAAUCCUAAUCAAUUCUUUUAUACAAAAGAAGAUACAGGAAAUAUUUAUACUGUAGGACAUUAUUGUGUAGCAAAAGAUUUAAUUCCAAAAAUAUAGGACGAAAUUAGAAAAUAAAUAGAAAAUUGUGAUAAAUUUUCUGGCUUUUUAUUUACUCAUUCUAUUAGUGGAGGCUUUGGCUCUGGAUAUACUACUCUUAUUUCAAGUUUAUUAAGGACUGAAUAUAAUAAGUCUAUUAGUUUUAGUUUUUGUUUGAUUCCAUCUCCAAAUUAUAAUAACAAUGUUAUUGAAUCAUAUAAUUCUAUAAUGAGUUUGAAUUCAAUGGUUGAAUCAUUUGAUGGUGUAAUAUUAUUAUAAAAUGAAGCUAUUUAUAAUAUGAUUGAAAAUCAAUUAGAUAUUGAAUUUCCUUCAUAUAAUGAAGUUAAUUAGGUUAUUACACAUCCAAUAAUAUCUUUAUUAAAAUUUAAUUAAUAAAAGUCUUUGUAAAUACUUAAAAUGAAUCUAUGGAAUAAAAAUAAACUAAAUCUUUGGUCAUGCUCUUUUGGACCUCUAAUUAAUUAUGAUUAAAAAGACUACUCUAAGAAACUAAAUUAAAAUUCAUUAACAGAUAUUAUAUCCUAAAACUCCUAUAUUUGCAAUUCAAAAAAACCUUAUUAUAAAUAAGCAUUUUUAUAUGCUGAAUAAAUCAAUUAAUCAUUAUUGACGAGAACUUUAUCUGAAUUAGUUGAAAAUAAAUAAUACUCAAUUUAUUAGUCAGAAUAAUAAGGAGGGUAGAUAAUAAAAAAUAAAGAAUAAUUUUAAUAGAUCACAAGUUGUAAAUAGAAUAUGGUUUUUAUACAUAGAAGUACAGGAGUAGGAGAAUAAUUAAUUUAAAUGCAUAAGAAAGCAUAAAUUCUUUAUUAGAGAAGGGCAUUUAUACAUUGGUAUGUUGGAAUAGGAAUAGAAGAUUAAAGUAUUAGAGGAGAGUUUUAAUAAUUUGAAGAAUUAUAAAAUAACUAUGAAAUUGAUGUAAGUAAUAAUGAAUGA